ACAGACACACACUGCGCAAUAAUUAAGCAGAAUUUUUUUUAAUUAUCCCAAACUAAACAAAACAGGCAAUAUGCAAAAGUCUACUUCUUCUGUUGCUUUCAAGCCAAAACUAAGUAGACAGGGUUACACAUGGACAUACUGGGAACUUGAUAUAGCUAACCAGGACUAAAAUCUAAUUUUACUGACAUACUACUGUACAGUAUGCUGUUAUGGGUUUUCAUGUUAUGUCAAUUUAGAUUAUAGAAAAAAAAAUCAUUUUUUUUUUCUAAAGACAAAUCAUUGUAUUUUGACACACUUACAUACGCACCAAGCACACAAGAGCACGUAUUAAAGCCCAUAACCCAGGCGUUUAUAAAAAAAAAAUGAGACGAGCCAAAAAUAGGAUAUUAAACCUAAAUAUUGUACUAAUUACAAUAAAGGUUAUAAUGUACUGUGACAAACAGCGAAUGAAUCUGAAUCAACAAUCUCCCUCUCUACCUGUGACAGCACUGUACAGCAAAAACUGCGUGCCCCGUACUGAAUGUUUCGGCAGUUUAUUCCGGGGGCAGUCGGAAGCCGGCCAUUCAGGAAUGGGAUGGCGUCACGGUACCAGUUUCAUUCAACAAAGUUUCAUUCAUGAAUUGGAGGAGACGUGAUUGAACUAGCUAUCGGAGGGGGCGAUGCUGAGGGUACUUUAGGGGGACGUGACGCCAUAACCGGUUCCUUUGUUGUGGUUGAUGGGAGGAAACGAGAACUGUUUGGAGCGAGAGGAUUCAGAGCCCUGCGCAGAGGGAGCAGGUGCUGGUGGAGGUGGGGAAGAUGAUUGGCUCGUACCCUUUCAAAUUCCAGGGCGCCCGCAUCCUGUCUGGGGUGGAGGAAGGGGCAUACGGCUGGAUCACCAUCAACUACCUGCUCAGCUCCUUCAUCAAGUACUCCUACGAAGGGAAGAGGCUGCACCCCAAGAAUGGAAAGAUCCUGGGUGCCCUGGACAUGGGAGGUGCCUCCACACAGAUCACCUUCACCCCUGAAGGACGGAUUGCAGACAAACAGACCGAGGCCUUCUCUGCGUUUUUCUACACGUUUGACUUUCUUAAGCUGGCUCCACGGUCCUCUCUGGAUGUUACGAAGAAAACCACUGAAGAAUUCUGCAAGAGAGACUGGAGCAGCCUGAAGACAGACUUUCCCACAGAGAAGGAGAAUAAUCUGAGAGAGUACUGCGCCACCAGCUAUUACAUCACCACUCUACUGGCUGAUGCCUACAAGUUUGACAACCAAUCAUGGAACAAGAUCGUCUUUGAGAAGAAGGCUGAUGACACCGAUAUCUGCUGGAUGCUGGGCUACACGCUGAACUUGACCAACCUAAUCCCCACUGAGACCCCUGCAAGGUGAAAGGGCAUGGCUACAGCGUGCGGGCCGCCUCGGUCUUCUUCAUCGUACUGGUCAUUGCGCUGAGCCUGCUGGCCCUGGUAGUGCAGUGCUACACUCAGUGCCGCCGCAGCUUCAACUCACACCAGUCAGCAACUGAGUCACCAAAAAGGGGACAGUGAAGAAGAGGAGGAGGAGGGGGACGAGGUCUGGUUAAUAUAGAGGCCAAGUAUGGAUUUGUCCCCAUCCUGGUUUUUGAUGCUGAAAUGACAGCAAUGGUACGGGUACUUCAGCAAAAAAAUGAUUUUACUGUAUUUUAGUGGAGCUCUGUGCAUGGCACAACAUUUUAUAAACUAUCCUGUAUCAUUCGGAACUUAAGGAUCUGAAAUCUAAAUACUCCAUUUCUGUCUUCAAUUGUACAGUGUAUGAUUACAUUUUUUUAUAUAAAUAUAUAUUGUAGUAUAUUUGGAUUUCUUGGUUUUGGUAUGUUUCUGUUAUAUAGUGUUAUAUUUAUACCGGUUCAGAGGUCUCUAUUGGUAUUUCUGUUUAUUGGAUAUAUAUAAUACUGUAGAAGUGUUCUCUUAGGGGAAAUAGAUGCACAACUAUAUUACUCUAAAAAUGAAUAAUAUUGAUUUCUAGUCUUUAACUGUGGUUUCGGUGUUUUCUCUUCAGAUGUAAAUGAGGAAAGGUUGACACUUUUGCAAUAAAAGGCUUUCCUGUGAUGCAUGUGAUGUGACAUGUUUCUAUCAUGAAACCAUCCCCCUGCAGAAUAGCCCCUUUAGUUUGCAUGGGUUUUUCUCUUAAGUAAUAGCAUGUCUGUCUGAGUGCUCAUUUAACAAUGCUCUGCUGUCACCUGCUGAUCCUUGAAAGAAGCCUAAAACUCGUGGUGAAAACGAGGAUGCUUUUCAUAUCCUGCCAUGUUCACACUGUGCCUUUCCAAUGAUUCACCCUCUUUGAUAUCCUGCUUUACCAUUCUUAUCAGUGU
Messenger RNA from Acipenser ruthenus (sterlet), 2329 nucleotides. Its product is annotated as ectonucleoside triphosphate diphosphohydrolase 8-like. Gene Ontology annotation, biological process: nucleoside diphosphate catabolic process. NCBI's taxonomy places the organism in Eukaryota, Metazoa, Chordata, Actinopteri, Acipenseriformes, Acipenseridae. The record is from RefSeq and is a predicted model, not a curated record. The transcript has 6 exons. The coding region runs from base 799 to 1368 and encodes 189 amino acids. Gene Ontology annotation, molecular function: GDP phosphatase activity; UDP phosphatase activity. Gene Ontology annotation, cellular component: plasma membrane.